AUGACAAUCACUGCCGGGAAAUGCUCCAAGCACAUAAAAAAGUUUUUCACAAAUGGAUUAAAAAAAAAUGUGCUCCCAUACUUCAUGCAGUGCAAAAAUAAACCCUACCUUAUGAAUUCCAAAUAUGUACAGAAAUAUUCAUUAGAAUUUGUCCCUAAAAGUAUUAUUAACAGGUAUAUACAAGACAAUCGAAGGAUUAAAAGUGAUGAGACGUGA
Plasmodium gonderi is the source of this 216-nucleotide messenger RNA. RefSeq lists its product as hypothetical. The record is from RefSeq and is a predicted model, not a curated record. Lineage: Eukaryota; Apicomplexa; Aconoidasida; Haemosporida; Plasmodiidae. Bases 1 to 216 code for a protein of 71 amino acids. The transcript has 2 exons.